Molecule: messenger RNA, 675 nt
Organism: Lathyrus sativus (Indian pea)
Lineage: Eukaryota; Viridiplantae; Streptophyta; Magnoliopsida; Fabales; Fabaceae
Source: the annotation of a GenBank genome assembly
AUGUCUCUUUUCAACCACACAAUGCCUCUCUUGAAAGAUCAUGCUUCAACAUCGUCAUCUUCAUCUUAUCACUCUUUUUCCAUUCUUAAUGGUGGUGAUCUUGCUUCUCGUUCUUCUGGAUCGAAAUGGAAAUGUCCGCUACAAGAAACCAACAAUAGUUCAUCGUUGUCGGAUUUGUCUUCAUAUCCCAAUGAAACUAAUGUUUGUCUUCAUCUGUCUCUAUGUUUUUGUAAUUGCAUUCAAAUUGCCAAGAAACAGAAACUUGCUCACCAAGAAACUAAUGUUGAUGUUGUUGGAACAAGUUCUGACUCUUCAAUCAGCAAUGAUGAUCCAUGGAAAAUCAAGAAGGUACUCACAACAAGUGAUCUGAAAAAUAAUAGCAGAUUUUUGGUGAAGAAAGAAUUGGCUAGGAAAUGGGUCGUUCCUUUUUUGGAUAAAGACAAAGCUGAGAAAGAUGGAGUCAAAGUUCCGGUUUUUGAUGUUGAUACUCAAAGCCUUCGUUCUCUUGUUUUUAAGAUACAACCUUCGAAUAACAGUCAUGUUUUCAACAAUACAUGGAUGAAGGAAUUUGUAGAUAAAAGAAAUUUAAAAGAGGGAGAUGAAAUUGGUUUUAAAUGGGAUCAAGACAACAAGAGAUUUGAUUUUUCAGUUCUUCGUAGGCGUGAUAACGACUGA